Messenger RNA from Cottoperca gobio, 4532 nucleotides. It is a transcript of the gene filip1b, whose product is annotated as filamin A interacting protein 1b. The transcript is spliced from 7 exons. Bases 301 to 3765 code for a protein of 1154 amino acids. NCBI's taxonomy places the organism in Eukaryota, Metazoa, Chordata, Actinopteri, Perciformes, Bovichtidae. The record is from RefSeq and is a predicted model, not a curated record.
UCAGCUGCUCACACACACUGAGAGCACAUGUUAAAUAUAGAGGCACUCUCACUCCUGACCAGAAACACACUGAAGAAGUGAUCUCUCUCUCUCCCUGUGAGCUCACACACCAAACUCGGAGAGGACGAAGCUUCACACCGCGCUGCUACUGUGGCAAGAGAAGAAGAAAGUGCAGAAGAAGAACGUCAAAGGGAAGAAGACAUUUCAGAAACAACCUGUGAUGUUGUGAGAGCCGUCAGUGAACUCAUCAAACAGGACUUAACAGCUGUGACACGUGUGACGUGCUGAGGCAGGUAGAAAAUGCGAUCCAGGAACUGCACCAUGGAGGGUCCAGAUGACGGACACAUCCAGCCCACUAAAGGCUUCAUCAAGCAGGAGGAGAACACACCAGAGCUCACAAAGAGAAAGAUGAAGGUCCAGCGGGACGAGAACGACGGGAGGACGGCGAAACCUCAGAAACCUGCAGAGAGCAGGAAGGCAGCGCGGGAUCUGUCGAAGACAGAUUUGCUGCAUCUGCUGGGAAUCAUGGAAGGAGAAGUUCAGGCCAGAGAGGACAUCAUCGGCCUGCUGAAGUCGGACAGAACCAGGCCCGAGGCGCUGGAGGCUCACUACGCCUCGGCCGUCCCCACCAAACCCCUGCAGGCGCUGCAGAGGGACGGACUGCUCACCCUCAGCAACAACUGCACCGACGACGUGUACGAGAAACCGAUGGCCGAGUUGGACCGUCUGGAGGACAAACAGAGGGAGACGUACAGACGGAUGUUGGAGCAGCUGCUGAUGGCGGAGAAAUGUCACCGCCGCACCGUCAUGGAGCUGGACAACGAGAAACACAAACACGGAGACUUCAUGAGCAAGAGCGACGACUUCACCAACCUGCUGGAGCAGGAGAGGGAGAGACUCAAAAGGCUGUUGGAGCAGGAGAAGUCCUACCAGGCUCGUAAGGACAAGGACCACAGCAGGAGGUUGGAGAGGGUGAGAGCCGAGCUGGUGAAGCUCAAGUCCUUCGCCCUGAUGUUGGUAGACGAGCGGCAGCUGCAUAUCGAGCAGAUUGACCAGCAGAGCCAGAAGAUCCAGGACCUCAGUCAGAAGCUGCAGGAGAAAGAGCAGCGUCUGGCGGCGGUCACCGUCACGGCCAAGGAGGACAGCCAGAAGGUCCUCAAUCUGGAGGCGGAGCUGGAGCAUAGAGCGGCUAAGUUUGCACAGGAACACGAGGAGAUGGCGGCCAAACUGGCCAACGAAGAGUCCCAAAGCCGCCAGCUUAGGCUGAAGAUGUCCGGAUUGGCACACAAGAUUGAAGAGCUGGAGGAGAGCAACAAGGUGUUGCAAAAAUCAGAGGAAGACCUGCAGGAGCUGAGGGAGAAGAUCAGCAAAGGGGAGAGCGGGGAUUCGUCUCUCAUGACCGAGCUGGAGAAUCUGCGGAAGAGAGUGUUGGAGAUGGAGGGCAAGGAUGAGGAGAUAACCAAAAUGGAGACUCAGUGCCGGGAGCUGAGGAAAAAGCUGCAGGGAGAGGAGAACCACAGCAAAGAGCUGAGGCUGGAGGUGGACAAGCUGCAGAAGAGAAUGGUUGACCUGGAAAAGCUGGAGGGAGCUUUCAGUCGGAGCAAAACAGAGUGCGCUCAGCUUCAUUCAAACCUGGAGAAAGAGAAACGCAUUGUGAGGGAUCUGGCCGGUGAGCUGGAGACGGUGAAGACUCGGUUGAAAGAACUGGAGUGCUCAGAGUCAAAGUUCGAAAAGGCAGAAAUGUUCCUAAAAGACGAUCUUAUGAAGUUGAAGUCCUUUACAGUUAUUCUGGUAGAUGAAAGGAAAAACAUGGCGGAGAGACUUAAACAGGAAGAACAGAAAAGUGACGAUUUAAGCAAGAUGUUCAAAGCAGAGCAGGGCAAGGUUACAGAGGUCACAGAGAAGCUGAUUGAGGAGAGCAAAAAACUUCUCAAGUUCAAAUCAGAAAUGGAGGUCAAAGUGUCAACUCUCAUUAAAGAGAAAGAUGAGGUAAAAACUAAACUUGCAAGUGAAGAGGAAAAGUGUAGGCAGCUGAAUAACAAGGUUGGUGGUAUGAAAAUAAGACUGGAUGGACUUGAGGAGACGGAGAGAGAAAUACAGAGAAAAUCUUCCAUUAAGGACUAUAACAGAAGUCCAGAUGAAGACAAUAAAGUAAAAGAGCUCACACUAGAAAUCGAAAGACUUAAGAGCAGGCUCAAACAGCUUGAGGUGGUAGAAGGAGAUUUAAUGAAAACAGAGGAUGAGUAUGAUCUUCUAGAGAAGAAAUUCAGAAGAGAGCAGGACAAAGCAAAUACUCUUUCCAAGCUGCUGGAAGAAAUGAAAAGUCAGAUUGCCAGAAACAAAGCCAUAGAGAAAGGUGAGGUCAUGAGUCCCGAGGCUGAGCUUAGAAGUCGCUGCAAGAUGGAGGAGGCUAAAUCCAGAGAGCUGCAGUCCGACGUCCAGGCUCUGAAGGAGAAAAUCCACGAGCUGAUGAACAAGGAGGACCAGCUCUCCCAGCUGCAGGUGGAUUAUUGUGUCCUCCAGCAGAGGUUCAUGGAGGAGGAAGAGAAGAAGAGGAGCAUGAGCCACGACUUUGCCAACCUUACCAAGGAGCUGGAAGCCACCAAGCGCUACAGUCACGCCUUAAGGCCCAGUAUGAACGGUAAGAGGAUGGUAAAUGUCCCGGUUACCUCCACGGCAGUGCAGACAGACGAGAUGAUCAGUGAGACUGCUGAGGACGAGACGGCGGCAGGCUUUAUCCGGAAAUCAGUCCUUGAGGAAAACCACUUAAUGAGCAACCUCAGACAACGGGGUCUUAAAAAGCCAACAGUUCUUGAGCGAUACCCUCAAGCUUCGGCAGACCUCGGGGCAAAGAAAUCCUGGAUACCCUGGAUGAAAAAGAAAGAGGCCAUUACGCUCACUCAGACCCUUCAUGACAAGAUGAAUAGCGCCUCCUUGAUCCAUCCACCGGAGAUGACAAGGCAAGGCCAGCCACUGCACAUCCGAGUCACCCCAGAUCACGAGAACAGCACUGCCACCUUGGAGAUCACCAGCCCUCGAGUUGAGGAUUUCUUCUCCAGCACCACCAUCAUCCCGACUCUCGGACUCCAGAAACCUCGCAUUACAAUCGUCCCCAAGCCCACAACGGUGGUCUCAAAGAGCAAAGCCUGUGAGCUGGCGGGAGGUCUCGAUCGAGCCAAAUCCCCGGUCACGAUAACCACCAUCUCCAGGGCCAAGAGUCCCGGGGAGACCAACAGAUGCGGCUCUGACAGACUCCAGUCGCCGGUGUCCAUCAUCACAGUCAGCACCACCCCUGUGGUGGAAGCAUGUGCUUCACCUGAGCCCCACGACAUUACCGCAGGCCGCACAACAGUCAUUAAAGUGACGCCUGAGAAGCAACCUGGCCUGGCACCUUUCAGGAAAUACAACGGCAACAGCAACAUCAUCACAACAGAGGACAACAAGAUCCACAUCCACUUGGGUCCACAGUUUAAGAGGCCUUCUGAGGGCUGCAGUAGUUCAGUGUUGACGCUCAGAAGCUCAGAAAGCAGCAGGGAAAUGUCAACGGGAACGGUGCUCCGCUCUCCACGCCAAUCCUCAACGGGGAAGAUGAUUCAGAGCAAAAUGACGAGCAGCAUAACAAUCACACCCAUCGCCUCGGCAUCCUCCAGGCCGACACAGUCAUUGCCCAGUGUGGACGUGCAGGCAGCUCGCGGCGCGGCCACACGGAUCCCGGUGUCAAAAGGUCCGCUGAUGGACGGCGCCUCUGCAAACAGUCGAUGCUGAACUGAGAUCUGUGAUGGUCGAAGCUCCAGGACAAACAAAGCGGCUGACAGUUCAUCUCACCUCUUGUUGAUGAGACACGAUGCAAACAAGGCUGCAGGUUGAAAUGAAUGAAUCCACAGCGUUCAAGCAGAAUGACGUCAGUUUUAUGCAGUUUAAUAGUCACAUCUGAAAUGUCCUGAACUGUCCUGAAAAUAAUAAUAUGUCCAUGUGCUUUAAAUAAAACAUGAACAGUUUAUGAUCGGUUAGACAUUUACCAACUUUACCAUGAAAGUGUCUGAUGUCAGUGGAAACUCUAAAAUGGUCGAUUUUUGAAUGGAGUUUGGUGUGAGGCUCUUUUACAGGUCAGAACAGUUCAUGCAGAUUUAAGAAUAUUCUGUUCUGUUGCCAACAACACUGAAGACUUCCCACUACGUGUGGCUGGCAGCAUUGCUACAAUAUGUAUUACAAUUGAAUAAAUAAUAAGUAAAAGUUAAACUGCUUUUGAAAGUUACUGGAUUACUUAAAUUAAUAGAAAGCAAUGGCAUGUUGUUUGAAAAUAUAUUUGACGGCAUAAUAAACAUAAGAAUACAUUAUUUGUGUUUGAAGUUUACCAUUUUGUUUUCUUCUUUAAAAAACACCACUGCAAAAAGGUAAUUUUCCAUAUGUGUUUUUUAAAUACACAUGAUAGGCUACACGUUGUGUUUUAGUCCAUUAUUAUUAUUAUUUUAUGACUCUGGUGAUGCUUUAAUCAGACGUACAUGAUAAUGCACCAUCUGUACUUUGAACUG